AUGACGACCUCAAAAGGAGACCAGGAGUCUCCUCGGGCUUCGACCUCACAAUCCGACCAACCCAGCGUCAAAAGCGCACCACCCUCAGAGACCCCGGCCGCUAUUCAAACGCGAUUCCGCGUGAUAGCAGCUUUUUGGGCUGUGAUUAUAUUUUUGGGUUUCCCAAUAUGGUGGAAAACAACGUCUAUUUACAGGGCUUCUCUCCCUAUCGAGGAUAUGGUCGAUUGGGCUGACGGCAAGGCAUGUCGGCCAGUGUUUCCAUUGGAAAUUCAUCUUGCGACACCUUCGAUGCAAUCUUCUGAGGCCCAACAUCUACUUCGCACAACACAACACACCCUCGAUGAUCUCAAUGAGUUUGCAGCCCAUCACCUCCGACUCAAGUUGACCAACGAUACCACCCUGGGAUCUCAUAAUGGCGAAGGUGAUUUGGAAGGCGCCAAUUUCGCCGCAGCAGAGGUCGCAGACAUCGCAUUGACUGUUCGGCUUCUGCCCCAGGAGAAUCUAGCAGGGCCACGGUCAGAGCUCCACGCUGCGGCGACGCAGCUUGACGUCUUCUAUCCGCCAAACCAAGUCCCGGUUCCUUCAUCCUCAAACUCUCCCCUUUCAACAUUCAUCGCAGAAGAGCUGCAGCGAUUGUAUGGCGAGGAGAAAGCUACCAUUGCGCAUAUCUUGUCUGGCCAUACUGCUGGGCUAGCCUCAACCUCCCCACAACUAGCCGAAGAUAUCAGCCGAAGACUGCGCCGAUCGAUGAAAUAUGCUGAAACAUAUCAUCUUUCAUUUUCGUUGUUUACUCCAGGAUCUACACCUUCCUCGUGGGAUAUUGAGGCUGCCGUGAAUGAAUAUGUUUCUCCACUUUUGAAAGCAUUAUCCCCUAUCAGCGACUUCACCGUCGACACACAGGUGCAGCUGUAUGCAAACUUCGCACCUACUGCACCAAAGCCUGAGUUCGAUGAAGCCGAGGCAGCUUGGACAUUAAAGAAGGAAGACCUAAGUGCAUUCGUCAACGCUGCCGAGUGGCCGCUGAAUCCAAGUAUCGGAAAUGGCCCUACAAUCAACUUUAUCCUCUAUGUUCCGGAUCCCUCGCAGUCUCCACUCAUUGUAAAGGAGAAUCGUGCCUCCAGUUGGAUAGUACCUCAGUGGGGCGGGGUGUUCCUCCUGAACCCAUCGCUUUCCAGCACUGACAAGCAGAGCAGCCAGUCUAACCCUGCCCAUCUCUCCCAUGAGUCUUUGGGCCCUGCCUUCAUGACAUUCUCCCACCAGCUCCUUACCCUUCUUGGCACUCCCAGCACUCCCGCCUCUCUUCCCCUUCGUCUCCAGACAUCUAUCCGCAUUCGCGCGGCUACUCUCAUACUAUCUGCAUCAUCUACGAUGGGUUCGCUUGCUCGUCUCACUGAAUCUCUACCCUCAAUUCCUAUACCAGCUACUGUGGCCACCUCCGUAUCCACCACACUUUCUCAUUUGGGUGCUACCUGCUCCCACUUACGAGAGGGCCGCUUUGGAGCUGCCCUUGCCAGCGCUCGAGUCGCAGAGACAGAAGCCGAGCGCAGUUUCUUCGAGAAGAGUAUGGUGGGCCAGGUCUACUUCCCUGAUGAACAUAAAGUUGCAGUCUAUCUUCCACUUCUGGGUCCCAUUGGUGUCCCUCUCUUGGUUGGAUUGCUCAAGGAGCUCAAAAGGAUUGCAGCUGGGCGCAAGGCAAAAAGAGCAGCAGCGUUAUAG
Messenger RNA from Penicillium soppii, 1716 nucleotides. RefSeq names its product GPI-anchored transamidase GPI17 (gene PIG-S). Lineage: Eukaryota; Fungi; Ascomycota; Eurotiomycetes; Eurotiales; Aspergillaceae. The coding region runs from base 1 to 1716 and encodes 571 amino acids. Gene Ontology annotation, biological process: attachment of GPI anchor to protein. Gene Ontology annotation, cellular component: GPI-anchor transamidase complex. The record is from RefSeq and is a predicted model, not a curated record. The transcript is spliced from 2 exons.